AAUAGUACAAAGAGGUGAAGAGGACUAUAAAAAGUUGUAUGAAAUGGCUUGAUAUUUUAAAUUGGAUAUCGAAAAGCUACUUGAAUUUGACGCCUGCACUUCGUCUUAUACAGGAAUUUGCUUAUCUGUAGUCGUUUUGCAGCAAAUUGUCAUUAUUUAAACAUUAGGACUGCUUUCAUUGAGGAUCAGUCGAUUUUCUUGUCUUAUGGACAAUCAGUGUUAUCAAAGGCGAAAAGUGCAAAAAAGCUCUAAAUGUAUGUUGGGGCUUUAAGCGCAAAACGCAAAUGAAGCAUGGGCUUUAAUGAAGAAAGGCACAAAUCGAGAAAAAUUACAAAUAUUCUAUACACAAUGAAUUCUUCAACAUACACCCACUUCGUCGCCUCAAGAAGGAUGGGUAUAUGCGAUCCGAUCCAUCAACUUGGAAUGUGGGAUGAUUUCAAUGGUAGUUUCCCAAGUACAUCGGCAACCAUGAUUUUAGAAGUUGAUAAAUGCCUAGAGGACCAGAUACCAAUUAUGGAGAAAAGACUAGAAAACGAGACAGAAGACACUUCGCAUGGAACAGUAGGGACUUCUAACAGAUAUGAACCAGAAACAAGUAAACCCGUCGAGAAGGUACUUAGACGUCUUGCACAAAACCGUGAGGCUGCUCGUAAAAGCCGUUUGCGGAAGAAGGCCUAUGUUCAGCAGUUAGAAAAUAGUAAAUUGAAGCUGAUUCAAUUGGAACAAGAAUUAGAACGCGCCAGAAAACAGGGUCUGUAUGCAGGUGGUGGUUUAGAUGCUAGCCAGCUAAGUUACUCUGGAACCGCUAGCUCAGGAACUGCUGCAUUUGAUAUGGAGUAUGGUCACUGGGUGGAAGAACAGACUAGGCAAACAAAUGAGUUACGGAGUGCUUUGCAUUCUCAAAUUGGUGAAGCGGAAUUACGCAUUAUUGUUGAUGGUUAUCUAAGCCACUACUUUGAUCUCUUUCGCAUGAAAGCUACAGCUGCUAAAGCUGAUGUCCUCUAUAUCAUGUCUGGCAUGUGGAAGACAUCAGCUGAGCGCUUUUUCAUGUGGAUUGGGGGGUUUCGGCCAUCCGAGCUUCUAAAGGUUCUCACACCACAUCUUGAGCUGUUGACAGAACAACAACUUCGGGAGGUUUGUAACCUGACCCAAUCAUGUCAGCAAGCAGAAGACGCCUUGUCACAAGGAAUGGUAAAACUCCACCAGAUUCUUGCCGAGGCUGUUGCAGCUGGCCGACUAGGCGAAGGAAAUUACACUCUCCCGCAGAUGGGGCCAGCCAUCGAAAAGUUGGAAGCUCUUGUUAGGUUCGUAAAUCAGGCAGAUCAUCUACGCCAAGAAACCCUCCAACAGAUGUCCCGCAUCCUUAAUACGUACCAAGCAGCUCAGGGCUUACUUGCCUUAGGGGAGUACUUUGAACGACUUCGUGUUUUAAGCUCACAAUGGGCUACUCGUCUACGUGAACCUACCUAAUGAAGCACAAGAAGAUCCCCUGUAUAUUACUCGAGGAGUUUUGCCUUCAGAAGUCGAUGCUGUGUUAUGGACCAGAAGACCGUUGCUCACUUGGUAUCUAAACCUAUAUAAUCAGUGGCGGAGCCACAUAGGCUCAAGGGCAGAUGCAAAUUCAGGAUUCGAAUGUUAUGGUUUGGGAUUUGAACUCUAUUAUUUGUACUUAUUUACUGGAUUUUAAACACACAUGCAAGAUCCGAGCCAAAAACUACAAGGCGUGGAUGAACCCAGAAGUUAUACGCUAGAUCGGCUCCUGCUCAAGGGUGGUCAAGUUGAACGUCAUUCGUCGGAAAAUUAUAGUGUGUUAUAUAAGUCAGAUAUCAUGUGUGGAAUCUUGAGCACACUUAGUGAAAUUCUAGGCUUCAUCAUUGAGCUAUAUUCAUUCACUUCAUGUUUGUGGUGAAUGGAUUUUACCAUCUUGCUAUUUCUGGCAGGGUCUUGAGAACUUAAAUGGGAUUUUUACACAAAUAGCCAGAUGGAUUUGUUGUUUGCUUUUUCAGCCGGUAUAUUAAUUACACACGGUUAUAUAUGUAUAUUAUACAUGGAUUAUACAUAUAUUAGAUACCCGGCUAUUUUUAGUUUAAGCGGUUGAGUAACUAUUUAGGUUAAUUCUUUAACCUAAAUCUCAACAGUUGCCAUGAAAUCUGGAUAUUAAUAAAAGAGUGUGAUAAGUCAGAAGUGCUAUCUUUUUAAGCUAA
Molecule: messenger RNA, 2204 nt
Organism: Nicotiana attenuata
Lineage: Eukaryota; Viridiplantae; Streptophyta; Magnoliopsida; Solanales; Solanaceae
Product: TGACG-sequence-specific DNA-binding protein TGA-1A
Exons: 10
Coding region: 292-1470 (392 amino acids)
Biological process (GO): regulation of DNA-templated transcription; DNA-templated transcription
Molecular function (GO): DNA-binding transcription factor activity; sequence-specific DNA binding
Source: RefSeq, a predicted model, not a curated record